AUGGAGACCCCCCACGCACCAUGGCGCCCCCCCCCGCGCCCCCUCCGCAUCGUCGCCCUCCUCCUCUCCAUCAGCCUCUUGGUCCAAAGCCGCCCCCAACCCUCAUCCCCACGCCCCCCCCCCACCAGCGGACCCCCAACGUGGCGGGGGGGGCCCCACCCCCCCCCCCACCAACCCCCAACCCCCACCCCCACCGCCACCCAACCCCGCUUGAGCUUAACGAAGCGCUCGGCGCCCGUGGGGACCCAUAACGAGGUGUUGAAGGAGCUGGAAGAACUUGGGCGGCUCCGCGCCGAAGCCAAAAGGGACCGGCAACGUGACCGUGACCUUGAGAGGGACCGGGGGGUGGGCCAAGUUCAAGGCAGCUCCGGCAACAGCAGAGUUUGGAGCAUCGGUUGUUGGAACGGCGCUACCAAGAGUUGGCCGAGAGCCGGCGGCAAGCCGAAGCGGCUCGGAAAGCGGCGGUGGAAGAGGAACGCUUGGCGGAUUUGGCGUCCGAUCUAUUGCUCCGGUAUCUUCUGCACGGGCCCGGUGUGGGCGGUGGAGGAGGAUAAGAGGUCGGAAGAGGAGGAGGAAGAGGAGAAGAAGCGCCCGGGGAGGAGGAGCUGGAGGAGGCAACGAUGGGUUGGAAGGCAACGGGGGUUUCGCAUGGUGAUGGGUUCAGUGAUGGCUUGGAGGGCAACGGGGGCUUGGAGGACAAUGGGGGCUUGGAGGACAAUGGAGGCUUGGAGGACAACGGGCGCUUCGAGGUCAACAAGGGGUUCAAGGUCAACAAGGGGUUCAAGGUCAACGAUGGGUUUGAAGACGACGGGGGCUUGGAGGAGCAACGGGGGCUUUGGAGGCAACGGGGGCUUCAAGGUCAACAGGGGCUUCAAGGGCAACAGGGGCUUUGAUGGCAACGAUGGGUUCAAGGUCAACAGGGGCUUUGAUGGCAACGAUGGGUUCAAGGUCAACAGGGGCUUUGAAGGCAACGGGGGCUUCAAGGUCAACAGGGGCUUCAAGGGCAACAAGGGCUUCAAGGGCAACGAGGGCUUGGAGGACAAUGGGGGCUUGGAGGACAAUGGGGGCUUCAAGGUCAAUGAUGGGUUUGAAGAUGAUGGGUUCAAGGUCAACAGGGGCUUUGAUGGCAACGGGGGCUUCAAGGUCAACGAUGGGUUCAAGGUCAACGAUGGGUUCAAGGUCAACGAUGACUUUGAGGGCAACGGUGGCUUGGAAGACAACGAGAUCCUUCCAAGGGGCAACGAGAUGUUCCCAAGGGGCAACGAGCUCCCGGGGGGGGACAACGAGAUGCCGGGAGGAUCCAAUGAGAUCCCGGGGGGGUCUAAUGAAGUGCCCGCCCCCCAAGACCCGGCCCGAGGUCGAUGA
This is a messenger RNA of Columba livia (rock pigeon), 1365 nucleotides long. RefSeq lists its product as uncharacterized. The record is from RefSeq and is a predicted model, not a curated record. The transcript is spliced from 3 exons. Bases 1 to 1365 code for a protein of 454 amino acids. NCBI's taxonomy places the organism in Eukaryota, Metazoa, Chordata, Aves, Columbiformes, Columbidae.